CAAACGUUUGACUCGAAAAUAUCAAGCGUCUGUGAAGUAACACAUUGAUCGUCAAUAUUUUGCUAGAACUGAAUGGUAAUGGACUUGCCAAAGCCUCCCGAUGAGCCGGAGUUGAAGAACAUCAUAGACAAGCUGGCCAACUUUGUGGCAAGAAAUGGGCCAGAGUUUGAAAACAUGACGAAACAGAAGCAGCAGGAUAACCAAAAGUUUUCAUUUCUGUUUGGCGGGGAACACUACGCCUACUACCAGUACAAGGUGCACGCUGAACAGGCCAUAUACAACAUGCAGAACAAGAAACUACAAGAGCAUGCAGCCCAGCAGGUCCAGCAACAACAGCAGAUGGGUGUGCGGGUUGGGAGCCAGCCUUUUGUCCCACCCCUUUCUGCCCCUCCCCCAAUCCAGGUCUCCCCCUGGGUCUCCUCCGCCCCACCCCUACUGCCAACUACCACAGUAUCCCUUGUGGAGCCCCCUACAUCACAGGCAGUGGUCCAGCAACCACCACCACAACAGCAGCAGACGCCACAACAACAGCAGGUGGCCCAAAUACAACAGCAGAUACAGCUUCAGCAGAACCAGAUUCAGCAGCAGACAACACUCAACGAGCAGCAGAUAAAACAGUCAGAACAGAACCUGGCUGCCCAGUAUUCCAGCCUCAUGCAGCAACAACAGGCUCAAAUUGAGGACGCAAUAGAAUCACAGCGCCAGGAGGAACUGAUGAGACUGAGUGAUGAGUGCUCCAUCCCUCUAGAAGACCUCCAUCGCACCGUCAAGCCAAUCAUAGACUCAUGUACAAAGGAUGCCAUCUUGAGUGGGAAAAGCUGGAUAUUCCAGCACUGUAGCACGGACCAUCAGUCAUUGUUGAUUGGCAAAUACAUGCUGCGGAGAAUACUGGCCAAAGAGGCAAGCUUUGAGCUGAGACUUCAUCUUAUAUAUCUUAUAAAUGACGUUCUCCACCAUUGCCAACGUAAAAAUGCGGACAACUUGAAGUGCCAGUUAGAGCAGGUUGUGGUUCCUGUAUUUUGUACGUCACUGAUCGGAGCAGGAGAGGACAAGAAAGUGAAACUAAAUAAGCUGCUCACAUUAUGGGAACAAAACAAGUACUUCCAUCCAGAUACAAUCGAGAAAAUGAAGGAGCCAGAGCGUGCAUUGUCCCAAUUCCAUGCCGACUUGAUCACAGAAAACGGUCCAUUGGUUACCCAGAUCAGCUCUGGAAUCCAGCUGAUGUAUCAGAAUCUACAGAAGCAACACAAUGAUUUCUGUAGCCACCUCCAAUCUCAACUACAACAACUACAGAGCCAGUUAUCCCAACUACAGACACAGUUGGCACAGGCCCAGGCAGCCGUGAUCACACAGUCAAUCGCCCCUCAAGUGAGUGUGUCUGCACCACCCAUAGAUGUGAUUUCUCGAGCCCCGCCAGAUGGAUUUCAGACUGCUCCUGCUGGGUUCAACCCACCUCCAUUUGGGCCCCCGCCUGGGUUCACCAGGCCGCCGAUGGCCCCUGGGGGUUCUGCGCCACUGCCACACCCACCACCCUUCGACUACCAUGCUCCAUGGACAGGCCCACCGCCUGUGUCAAGUGCGGGGGGUCCUGGGCAGAUCCCUCUGCCCGACUUCAGCAAGCCCCCACCCGGGUUCCCGCCCCUGGGCAUUCCCCGUCUCCCCCCGCCAGACAUCGACCUCACACCAUCUGUGCCCUACUAUGACCUACCAUCAGGGCUGAUGGCUCCACUAGUGAAGUUAGAAGAUCAUGACUACAGGCCCCUGGACCCGAGGGACAUCCGGCUGCCCCCUCCCAUGCCUCCUAGUGACAGACUGUUAGCUGCGGUAGAGGCAUUCUACAGCCCACCAUUUCAUGACCGCCCAAGGGACAGCGAGGGCUGGGAAAAGUUAGGCCUAUACGAGUUCUUUAAAGCCAAACAAAAGGCCAAGAAGAUGAAAGAAGAGGAACAGAGGCAGAGGUCAAGGUCAAGGUCACGCUCCAGAUCAAGGUCAAGAUCUAGGUCAAGAUCAAGGUCAAUAUCUCCUCCUCCUCCUCCAAAGCGACGCCAGUCAAGCCCACCUCCUAGGCGGCGACGAUACAACAGUGGCGGCAAUUCACAGUCACCACCAAGUAAAUCCAGAUCACCAUCCAACUCACAAUCUCCGCUGCCAUACAAAAGGACAAGUCGUUCCCCGUCACCAAGACGACAGAGCAGGUCACCAUCUCCUAAGCGACGACAAAAAGUGUCACGAUCGCCGUCACGCAGCCCUACACCUCCCAUGUUCUCAACUGAUCAAUUCCUGGCAGCAGCUGCAGCAGCAAAGUCCACUGACAAACUUGGCGAAGAAAACAAGGGCCAUAUGUUGCUUAAAAAGAUGGGUUGGGGUGGUAGAGGCCUGGGAGCCAAGGAACAGGGGAUUGUUAACCCGAUAGAGGCGGGGGAGGUUCGCGACAGGACGGACAUGUACAAGGGCAUUGGGAACUCCCAAAAUGAUCCAUUCGAGCAGUUCCGGAAAAACAAGAGCCAGGGGUUCAUCAGUCGCAUGCAGGCUCGGGAUCCAGGUGCAAAAAAGUGAAGAGGUUCACUUAGUAUGUGGAAUAACUAUCUGUUUGGAAACUAUCUGUUUGGAAGUGUCAGAAGUUACAUGUUCUGUAUAUACAAUAUAGACAUCGCCACAAGGACCUGUAUUGUUUUGAGGUGAUAGAACAAUUCUGUGCGAAACAAAACAGUGUGAAGCAGAUGUGAGGAAAGAACCACACACAUUUUCAACGUAAUUUGGAGACUUUCUACACAUACAUGAAAUGCAGCAUACAACAAAUAAACAUAUUGUGCUUUUGGAAAUGUGUUAGAUCUAUCUUAAAGAUAAACUCUUGGCUAAUUGCAUUCUGAAUUAGCUGACCUAGGCUCCAAUUACUGUAAAGAGAUUUUAAAUUUCAAGAUAAAUAGCCAAUAGCUGUAACCCUCAAGUUUUGAUAUGAAGAGAGAAGAUCAGGUGUGCUUUCUGAUAUGUUAUUAUACUUCCUUAAGUUUCAAGUAUCUUGGUAAACACCUGAACUCUUAUCAUUGAAUCAGACUACCAAUGUGUUUAAAUAAGUUGUUUUUGUAUUGAAAUCCAUUUAAAUUGAAACAACCUUGAAGUUGUGGUUACAAAUAAGACCUACCAUAACUAAAAAAAUGUUUGUUUCAGGUUUCCCUAACGAUUUUAUUGCGAGCAGACAUUUCUUUUCUGACUGUUCAUUUUUUCUCCUUUUGAGAUUUAUUUCAUUGUAGUUUCUUGCACAGGAAUGACGUGUAAAAUUACCUAAAACAAAUUCUGACCUAUUUUUUUGUCAAUAAACAUUGAACAAGU
Messenger RNA from Mya arenaria, 3330 nucleotides. Its product is annotated as calcium homeostasis endoplasmic reticulum protein-like. Lineage: Eukaryota; Metazoa; Mollusca; Bivalvia; Myida; Myidae. Gene Ontology annotation, cellular component: perinuclear region of cytoplasm. Gene Ontology annotation, molecular function: RNA binding. The transcript is spliced from 20 exons. The record is from RefSeq and is a predicted model, not a curated record. Bases 73 to 2556 code for a protein of 827 amino acids. Gene Ontology annotation, biological process: intracellular calcium ion homeostasis; RNA processing.